This is a messenger RNA of Lachancea thermotolerans CBS 6340, 8334 nucleotides long. RefSeq names its product Fmp27p (gene FMP27). NCBI's taxonomy places the organism in Eukaryota, Fungi, Ascomycota, Saccharomycetes, Saccharomycetales, Saccharomycetaceae. Bases 1 to 8334 code for a protein of 2777 amino acids. The transcript has a single exon. The record is from RefSeq and is a predicted model, not a curated record.
AUGAGCUGGGAACAGACAACAGAUUUUGCUCUAAAGCACAAGUACAUUAUUCUGGUGUUUGUGGAAGCAGCGGUGGGAUGGGCAGUGUUCCAAUGGAUUCUUUUCAAGCUUCUUGGAAUAUCCGUAGGAAUAAUAGACCCUUUAAGAUUACGAGUUCGCUCGCUGCGGUUCCGUGAAAUAUUGAGAAUCAGGUUUGUGUAUUACUCUUUAUGGAACCAUGGAAUAGUUGUCCACGGGCUUCAACUUAACUUGCCCUACAAAAGGCAGGUCAAAGAGUCUGCCAAAAGUAAUAAGCCUAGCCCUAAAAAUUACUUUAGCGUACCGCGCUGGGCACAAUGGCUCAUCAUAAGAUUUCUCAAUCUUUUCAAAGAAUACAACUUUGUUUUAGAAAAGAUCGAGAUUAACGGGGUUUAUGUCGAGCUCUUAACUGCAAAGCUAGUGGGUAAUCGCGAACAUAUGAGGGUUUCAAUUUAUAUGAAGGAUGUGACAAAAACAGAUAUCAUGAAAUGUGACGGGACGCUUUUGGAAUUCUCAGGUAGAAUUAAUUUUCAGCAUCCCAUUCUUCCUUUGGAAGACAUGUCAAUUGAUAUCAAGUUGAGAGACGUGUCAAUUUCUUAUGAUCAACUCACGAAAAGCAUCGAGUCAGCUUAUCAGCAAAAGGCAGCUGAGCGCAGUGAAGCUCCAGCUAACGAGUCACACAAAGAUCAUUUUCAGACAAACAUGCAACCCGUUACGACUGGCGAGUCAAUUGAGUACAUCAAGUCGCUAUUGCUCAAAGCGAGUGAUUUUGUCACAAUGUUCGAUAGGUUUUAUGUUGCGCUUGACACUGUGUGCCUAGCUGACAUCCCUUUCACAAGACACCCUGAGCUUCGAAAAACUGCUGAUCAUCUCAAGUUUAAGGUCGAUGCUUCAAACGUGACAUUAUCGAUUAAUAGGCUUAAGGUUGGUUCGCCGGGCUUUAAAUUACUUUUUUCUCCUGGCGAUAGCCCUUUGAGCCUCAAAAGCACUAUAUCUUCUAUCGCUUUCAGCUCAUCACGGGUCGAGGAUGAUAAAGCGCUAAGCUCCAAGCCAUACAACUUUUGUGAGAUUCCUAGCGUUUCGCUCUAUGGAGACACUAAUUUACUAUCCCUAAGGUCACUCGAAGAAGAUGGCAACCCCCUCAACACAGUACUGAAACUCGUUGGUCAUGUGUCGUCCCCAGUUGUCGAUUUCGAGAUUUCUCAACUUUCUUUCAUGAAAGCAUUUAAGGAUAACUUGAAGGUAUUUCAAUCGUUGUUAUCCGAUGAUAUCACUGUCCCGGUGGUGGAGAGCAGAUACGAGCAGACGUUGAAGAGGAAGCAGGCUGUGGCAUCGUAUUUUCAGCAUAUCUUACCCAUGAUUGAAUCAAAGGUUACCAUUGAGGACCCAAUGAUUCUUAUAAGCGACGAUUGUGAGCUUUUGGUUCAGAAGUGCUCAAUUUUAUCAAUCCAAACAAGAUCAACAAAGUAUGCUUUAGGAGGAGAGCAAAAAAAAGAGGAGGUUUUCUAUAAACUACGGAACUCCGUCGAAAUGACUGAUUAUAACUUUACUUAUCAAGAUAAAGUUCGAAAAUUUGAGCACCAAAUCUUGGCCAUCGACAGUGUUUCAAUGUUGAGUUUUUCUCAACUAAUCCCAAUUCCACUAGUAGGAUGUACUAUUAAUGUUGAUGUAUUCAAUUUGGAUUUGUCCGAGCUAUCGACUUUAAUGGCAUUGAACAAAAUAUUCAGAAAGACGAACUCUAAAAUGUUGUUGGUUGAGGAUGAAUACUUCGAUGAUUUGUAUUGCAAGUUCUCUGAGAUGCUUGAGGCAGCAGCGCAGAAAGGCUCCAAGCUAGAUUUUCAGUGCAAUGAAACUGAUGAUUGUCCUACGUCUCUGUUGUUCAAACCUCUACCUUCAUUCUUUGAUGGGAUUCGAGGAUGCGUUUGUGGCGUCUCAAUUACUGUCGGGGCCCGCUCAGUCUUCAUGUCAAAAGAUGUCCUCACUGAUUUGCGACCUCAAAGCCCCGAGGACUUGGUCAAUGGAGAGUUGAGAAAGAUGUCUCAUAGCGUUGAGAAAGUCAGCUUUUACCUGAGCAGCAGCAAUAGUGCAGCGCCUUCCAUGAAUGAUGUCGGAGGCUCUGACGAUUCUACACUGGCAGAAUCGGCGAAAAUGUUUUCCUAUGAUGAACUUGGGCUUGAAGAUAGUAAUUCGAGUUUUUCGAGCAGCAAGGAUUGUGUAUGGCUUUUUCGCUGCGUUUUCCAGGAUAUGGUCACAACAUUAUACUCCGAAAAAAGAACGAAACGGCAGGCGCUUUGUGCAAAGACAAUAUGCAAACUUCCUGAGUUCGAAGCGUCUGUCUAUCCUAGCGGACCCUUGGAUGAGAAAGGAGAGGUUGGUUCGAAUAAAAUCCUCACACGUUUUGGUUUCAGUGAAUGCGAAAUGAUGUUUUCUCUGAUGACGCUAUUUUUGGUUUUUUCAGCAAUUCACACCUUUCGACAGACCUUCGCGUCUGAUGUUAAUAAGCAUGGCAGAGACUCGAAGGCCAAAAAGCACCUAGCAUUAGAUCUUCGCAAGCCAAGCCAAAAAUCUCCCCUAUCACGCUUAAUUAAAACGGACACUUUGGACGUUUUCCAGGUCGAUUUUAACGCAAAAGCUCUUAACAUGGUAAUAAUUUUACCUAAUGGCGUAAAAACAAGGCUCGAAAUGUUCCAAACGAGCCUCGGCUGGGCGAACAUAUCUGAAAUCUCUCUUCAGGGUCACUUUUUGAGAUUUUGCGUUGAGUCCCCCCAGAUAACCAACACAUGGGUAAGGAUGGCAACUGUCGUAAACUUUAAAAUUGAAGGUGAUAUAUAUCACAUCUUUGAGCAGAUACAAAAGCCUCCAGAAGGCACACCGAAGCCCUCAGUGGUCCUAUCAAAUGAGAUGUGGCAUUUCAAUAUCCCUCAUGGAUUUGCGAUGUGCCGAAUAAUCGAUAACAUAACAACAACUGCUAAGAGUAUAAAACAAAUGGUUCACUCUUUGAAAACAUCAGAAAGGGACUCUGUGAUUCACCCGCACGUUUCAAAUCCGGUUCUUUUCCCAGUAAUUACGCUUAAAUCUUACCGGUGGAUUUUUAGUGUUGAGGAUGACGCUUUUGAGUCCCAACUGGGAAUGAUUUUCCAGGUUGGCCUUGAGGAGCAACGUUCUCGUAUUGAAAAGUACAAUCUGUUUGAAAGAAGCAUCGCUAAGGAACUGUCAACAAGACAAAAAGGGCUUGAAAGACGUGAAACAACUUUAGUCAACUUGAAAGAAAAAAGUGAUCAAGAUCACGCUCCAGAAGACAAAGCUCCUUCUAGAAACAACAGCGAAUCCAUGUUACCACGCCAGGGCGUCGAAUGGGCGACGCAGGAAUCAGAUCGUUAUAAAGAGUACCACCAGUUCCUCGAAAAUGCAGAAACAAGAGCAAAGGAAUUUUAUGCUCUACAAAAACAAAUAUCAUUGUCAUGGAUUAGAAGGAUACAAUCGUUCAAAAUGAAGGAACGGAUUGACUUCAGCAAGAACUUUGAAUAUUUAUGGGGUAAGAUUAACCCCAAUUGCUUCCCUCCGGGUGCCAAUAAAAAGAUAGUUGCAUUUUUAUCUUCGCCGCCUUUAAUGAAUAUGAUCAUUGAACGAAUCAAUGUUACAAUAUCGCAGCCCUCAUUUGGCAUUGAAAAGGUGCCUGAUUUUAUCAAUGAUGUUGGAAAGGGUGUUCCGAGAGAGACAAAGUACUCAAUCAUGGUUCCUAUGCACCUUAAUGCUGAAUUUGGGGAAAUUAGAAGCCAUUUGAAAGAUUACCCGCUUCCUUUCGUUCAUAUACCGGACUUUACCGACUCGCAGUCUGAUGCCGAUUUUGUCCCAAUCCACAUUCAUGGUGAUAUCAUAAUUUCAGAAGAUAAACUUUGGUCUGAAAAGGAAUUGCGGACUCUCUUUGUUCCCCUAGUGCCAUCCGCGACACUCGAAAACGAUGACGAACUAUACUCCAUCCUUGUUCCAAGAACUUUAACGGCUAUUAAGACAUAUACAAGCUUAGAAUUUGAGCUCAAUUCCGAAGAAACAACAAUGGUAACUUGGAAUGGGUCAUAUUCACCUGCCAUACAGCAAGUCAUGCAAUGCUUUGAGAACUUUUCAAAACCACCCAUCGAUCCUUCGCCUAAAUUAGGAUUUUGGGAUAAAAUUCGUGAAACUUUCCACGCAAGGGUUGCAGUUAAAUGGAAUCGCGGCGGGCAGUUGAACGUUGCUUUAAAAGGUGGCAAAAGUCCUUACAUGAUGGGAGGUGAGUCUGCUGGAUUCAUUGUCGGGCUCAAAGGAAAAGUCGCAGUUGGUUGCAACAAGAGCGAUGACUCGAAAAAAUUUGUCUCUUUGGCUUCAGAUGAGAUCUUCUUUUCAAUUCCAAACUACUUUGCAAAGCCAUUAUUCUCAUGGUCCAGCAGUAGUAAGAACUUCUUUUUCUUUCCAAGCUACGAUAACACAAAUCUUCAACAACACGCUUUUUUUUACCAUCUUAUCGAUCUUCCAGACGCGAACAGUUUAUCUCAAGAUAUGAAAGUAAUGCGCGAUUCAUUCUUUGAAAAAACAGCUAUAAGGCUAACUGGCGGAAUUACUCUUAAUGUGGGCAUUGUAUUUGAGAGAAUGAAAAACGGACGUGAUUGUAGAACGCUGGAAUCCAAACCCCAUUGGGAAACGCGUUUGUGUAACCCUGUUUUCGUCAAGGAACUUUCCAAGCAUGACUCAUUCGGUGGCUUCCGAAGCGAUUUCAUUCACCUGUCAUUUACCCUUCUUUCAAGCAACGAGAAUGCUUACAACGUUUUGCAGCUUACUCCAGGCGGCUUCAAGACUUUUUUUGGCUGGUGGAAAAGUUUCUCAGGAAUUUUACCCGUCCGGCGCGGGCCCUUGUUUGGCAUGGAUAGCAUGAGUCCUAAGUUUGGUCUCCAUCUUUAUACCAUAUCCUAUCAUGCAGAUGUUGCUCCGCUUUUUAUUAGUCAUAUUCAUAAUGUUUUCGACUUAAACAGUGAUGCAAGGAAGAAAGACGGCCAGUCGACUGAUUUUGUGGGUUUAAAGGCCAAGACGGAACAUUUUGUGAUGGACCUGCAUCAAAGAAGAGAGGUGAUGCAUGAGUACAAACCUGUUUUAGAGACAACAAAAAAGAAUUCGAAGUUAGCUUUCAACGGUGGCGAUGUAUCAACGUUUGAAAUAGACGUAAGAACAGUCAGGGCCCAAUUCAAGGAAAGUUCUUCGGUAGAUAGGGAAAGCUCAUUAUUUGAGAUCUCCGAUGAUGAUAUGACUUGGUUUGAUGUUGCUGAUUUUAAGGAGGUUCACUGCGAUAGCUUGGAGGACCGCAUACCUUCAGUAUCUAUUGACUCGUUGGUGUACUCUCCCAAAUUUGUUUACAGAAAGCACGCCAGCUAUGGUGAUAAGUAUCAAGUUGAUUUCGAGACCUGUGAGAAAAUUGAGCCUUUUCAGAACUCUAACUAUCAUGACUGCUCAUUACACGAUAAUGUGCGAUCGCCAGUAUACCUGAUUGAUAACAGGCUCAAAGCUUUGGAGGCUAAACGUAAAGAGGUCGAAAAUCAAAUUAAUGAAAUUUCCACUGAGAGUGGUAAAAACAAAAGGGACUUGAGUCUUAAGUUAGGGAAGAUAAAGGAGGCGAUUUCUCAGGUUUCCAAGCUUUUGACCGAUUUUGAGGAGUUUGAAGAUUACGAUGUGACUGAACAAGGUGACGUUUCAGCAUCAAACACUAGUAAUGAAAAAGACAACGAUUAUGCAGAAUGUGAGUGGCUAACAAAGAAGUCAUUUUCAAAAACUUUUGAACAUCGCUUUUUCAUAUUCUGUAUGUUUUUGAAAUGGAACGAAACGGUCAGGGAUACUGUUUACAGUUACGUUCACCUGAUCGAUUUGAAUAGGGAGUUUGCUUACAUUACAAACCAUAAAGCUGUCCAGAAGCUCGAAGAUUUCCUCAGAGACAACGCAGAUGAAAACAUCAAGAAGUUGUCGACAAAUGAAACGUCUAAACAUGAAAAAACGCCAAGCUUAAUGAAUGAGUCAGUCAGGAGCUUGGAUGCUAAUGAAGACAUCCUCUCGGUUUUUGAGGAGGGACUAAGGACUUUAAAUGCUGGUUUCGAUUACAUCACACAUGACAAUCAUGUAGUACAGUUUAUUGCUCCUCAAAUCCAGCUGACAACAACCAGGAAAUCCGAAGUAUGCACGAUGAUUACAGCACCCAGCAUAAAACUCAAGACCAUAGGUUUUGACACGAACACUACUGAAAACGAGAACAAUUCUGAUGUGUUCAUGAACCGCUACAGUGUAGCUCUGCUAAAGGCAAACGUCUUUGUAUUUCAUAAGGACAAUUUCGAAAAUUACCACGACGUUUUCUUUAGUUCAGAGGGAUAUGACCAACUCAAAGGUGAUAAUUGGCAGCCGUGGUUGGGUGUUGAGCUGUGCUUUGAUUCUAAGGCCUUAGUUAAUGACGCACUGAUCAGGGAUCUCUCCGGUAUUUUUAGGUUCGACAGGGUAUUUUCUUUCGCGAAUAUUUCUAGUUCAGGAGACACAAAGCUAGAGAAUCGCAUGAUUUGCCAGCUUCCAAGAACCAUUAUCAGCUCCAAUUCAAGGCAAUAUUUGGCUCUUUAUGACGUUGUCACUCAUCUACUUAUUUAUGUUGAGCCAAAGAGCGCCCAUCUGAGAAAGGAAGUGGAAAAGCUUAUGUUGAGCUAUGAUUCGACUAACAUUGCACAUUUGAAAAAGGUUGCCAUGGACUUGCAGCAAAAGGUAGUAGCUCUGAAUUUAAUUGAAAAGGAGCUGACAUUUAGGCGCCCUAUCCUGGAAGCUGACGGAAUCGAUGACCUGAAAACAAUUCGCAAAAACAAAAACGAAUCAUUAAUUGGGUUGUACAUUUUGAUGAAGGUUUUGAAUACAGGAAGUCAAGAACAAGCGGCUAACGAUCAGAGAAUGUUAUGGGACCUUGAAGCCAAGGAGAUAAUUCUACAUAUGUUGCAUGAAGAUGGCGGUCCAUUCUUAGAUGUUGCGUUAGCCAAGUCAUUUUUCCAGCGUAUUCAGUCGUCCUAUGGUUAUAACAGCAAUAGAGUGGUGAUUGGGAUUGCGCAAAUAUUCAAUCUCGAUCGAGAUGUCUUGUUUCAUAGCUUAAUGAGCCCCUCAGAAGGAAGAAAAGGAGAACUUGAUCACGGGCUGUCAAAGAAGCCCAUGAUUGAACUCGAAUGGGAAAUAGAAAGACCAGUUGGUGGUAUGAAGGUUAUCAAAAACGCCAUCUCGGCGUUCCAAGGGUUAGAUAUCAACGUGGAGCAGGAAACCCUUUCAAAAAUAGUUAAAUGGGUUUUCCCUAGUGAAAUCGAGCAGUACAUCGAUGGCCCUCAAAAACAGGCCUCAGCGAAAGAAUCAGAUGAUGAUGUCACGAGCAGUAUGUCAGGACAACAAAGCUUGACCAUUGGGGAAAUUAAUGACGACCCACAAUCAUCUCAACCAGACCCACAGGAUGUUAACGAAAUGUUCAAAAGAUCAUCAGAUUAUAUGGUCAUUGACAGGAUGGUGGUUAACAGUUUUGUUCUCACUAUUAGCUAUCGUGGCCAUGGCGCCAAAAGGCUCAUCAAUGUUACACACUUUGGGUUCCUUUUCCCGCAUCUUACGAUCAUUAAUCAAACCAUGAGGAUGGUGGAUUUAGUCAUGGUUCUUAAGCAAGUUAUUCUCAAGUCGCUUCUUAAGCAUGCUGGGAAAUUCCUAGGCAACAAGCUGAAAAAGCACAAUGUUCGAGUCGAUUCUCCUGGCCCUCAGCUGCAACAGCUUUCGAGUUACCGCACUUUUACGAAUGUUGAUGAUCUGAAAGUCAAGGGUCCUCAAAAGAAGACUGUUUCGGAGCAUCAAAGCUCGACCCAGUCUCCCUCGGAAAAUCAAAGUAAUGACCAAGGUUACGCUGUGCCUGAAAAAAAUGCACAUGAAGGCUAUGUCCAUCAAGAGAAAGCGAUUGAAAAACCACCUGCUAAAGGGCAAGAUGCGUCUGAAGAGCCUCAAAGCUUUUCGAACAUAGAGGAAGAGGCCAGCAAACACGACCAAAAAUCGCUGAAAAUAGGCCAAGUCUCUGGCCUGAGCGUUCAUGAAAAUAAGAAACACCAUGCGCGGACACAAGAGAUAGAACAAAACCAACAAGAACAAACUGCCAUCAAGGAUAGGGCUUCUUCAGGCAAGGAACUUGAUUGGCUGCAAAACCAUAACACCAGCCAAAAUAAAAAGCGCAGCAGCACCGUUCAGGGUGAAAAACACAACAGGGAAAAAGAGCAAGUUCCAAUAGAAAAAAGUCACAGCUUAGAUUGA